AUGCAUGUCGCCAGUCCACCUCCUUUCUCGUCUUCCAUCGAAUCGGUCGAGGAGCCUCCCAUAGACAUUCCCAUCUGGGGGUCCUCAUUCGCCGCCAAAUUCGAGCACCUCAUCGCGGAAUUUGGUUCGACCGUUGAGGAUUGGGAGAGUGGUGAGUUCGACUGAAACAUAACACCUUAUUCAAUGCGUUAUGAUCGCUAGCUGAUCGGAUCCUCUAUUUUCGCAGCAUGCGCGGUCGCACCGGACUUGAAGCAGAGGACCCUCGAUCAACUUGCCGACAAAGGGCGCCGCGUCAUACAGUCUUUUUGUAAUAGGUGCUCGUCCCUCGGCCAUGAUCAAGUAGUGAGUGUGAACUACAUUUCCUCAUAAUGUAGUUCUCCGAUCACACCUCACCUUAUCUGCUGUUGCCGUUUCGAUAGCAACAGGAGCCACAGGAGCCACAGGAGCUCGCAGAAACCGUCGUACCAAAGACCCCUAACGCACAGACCCCUCCGGCCGACUCGGAACCGAGUUCGUACGACCAUCCCCACGUCGCCCUCGAGCUCGAUGAGACUCCAUCUCAGGCGUCAGCACCAAGUUUACUGUCUAGUCCUCAAUCGUUUCUGGAUGAUAUUCUCGUGGACGAUGUGAGAACUGCGAUCGUGCCAAGCUCGCAGGAUGAGGCCACCCCUGUAGCCUUCACCUCGCUCACCGCCGCGCUUCGUUCGCUGUCGCCAAGCUUGACUAUCCCUUCGAUCCCGCAACACGCCCCCUUGACUCUGUCCACCCCCCAAUCAGUACAUUCCUUCUCGACGAUCACCACUGUACCCAGUACCAAUGCCGAGACAGUCUACGUGCUCCUGAUGAUGAAGCCAUCCCCCAAGUUUCCUUCGCGGAAGGACGGCCGUGAGCAGCUGUGCCCGCUCGUACUCGUCUCGAACAUUCCGGCACAUUCCCAAGAGGGUACCGCUCGUGAUUUACUCGUCUUGGCCCAUGAACCGAUCUCAAAGGAAGACGAGCUACCGACGGAGCUGUUGACGGUCGUCAAAGACUCGCCGACGAUGAUCACUUUGGCCCCCGACGGGACUGUCGUCGACAACGAUGCUGCGGACACGAUCGUGUUUGGGUUCCCACCCGGUUCAAUCGUCAUGACUCGACCGAUUGAAGAAGAGAAAGGGAUCGUUGGCAAAUCGAGAGAGGCGGCGGCAGGAACGCUGGAUUCACGCUUGGCGUCUACCUUAGAAGGAAAGGGGUUCAUCGAGCAGACGCCGUUUCUCCCCACGAUCAGGAAGCUGGAGGUCGGUAGCACCCCCUGGUGGAGGUCACAAAUCUGUCGUGGUGAUGUAGGUCCUGUUCAGGCUUCUCCGAUUUAUGCGGUGUGCAAUAAACUGACACUCUCCUGUUACCCUCGGCAGCACGGCCGGAGCAGCUCGACGCCCGGUUACUGGCAGGGAAACGCACGCAACGUCCGACGCAACCGAAUUCUUCGUCACUUUGCAACAUGCAAGCAAGGGAUCGUCGCUCCUGAAUUGACGGCGUUCGCCAUUGCCUGUCUCAAAGCCGCCGGGCCUGCGAAAAAAGCGACGGUCCAUCGUACCUGUCCGACUUUCCAGUUCAGCUUGCCACCGUUUAGGAUCACCGAGACCGACGAUUGGAAUCCGCUCGGCGAUCAGCAGCACGUGCUCUCGGUUUGA
Microbotryum saponariae is the source of this 1673-nucleotide messenger RNA. NCBI's taxonomy places the organism in Eukaryota, Fungi, Basidiomycota, Microbotryomycetes, Microbotryales, Microbotryaceae. The record is from the annotation of a GenBank genome assembly.